ACCACGUCUGCCUCAGGCGGCGGUUGCGUCCCUCAGCUUUAACGGCCGUUACACACGCGCAAGGCCGCACACCCAAGAGCGCGCGCCCUCCAGCCCCGCCUCUUUCUGCCUACCCCUGACCAAUCAGGAGUCAAGCCGCGAUUAGCCUGUUCAGCUCAACAUCACAUGAAAAUCCACUACGACAACUUUGAGAGGAGGUUGAAACUUAUCAGGUGACUUAGCUACCAAUGUGGACUUGGAUCAUGUAAGUCAAAGAAGUUAACAAGAUAGGACAGACAGAGAAGUAGAGAAUGAAGACCUUGAUUUGGAUGAAGAGAAAAACAGUAAUGUCACCUGGCAGACCAGCACCCCCAACCAUGCAAUUUAGACGCCUGACCCCUAGCUACUUCCGGGUACUACAGAUGCAGGUGGCUGGAAAGCUGAAGGCAGAACCCCGUAGCCCGCUGGCUGGGGUUGUGGCUACACUGCUAGCUGUGCUCGGACUGGGCGGCUCUUGUUAUGCUGUGUGGAAAAUGGUGGAGCAGCAGCCACCAUCACAGGUCCCAUGAUGAAGCAGACCGCCUCUCCUCUGAACUCUUGAGGGUUCGAUGGUUAGCUGCUUCAGCCUGGGAGAAAAAGAGUUGCAGCUGACCGAAUACAAGCCCUGAUUGCCUAGCACCCUUUCAUCAAUCCUCUCCUUACUCCAUACCUCUUCUUGUGGUCUUUGGAUCGGAAAUGGGUCUUCAGAUUGGCGGAAUCGAUGAAGUACCUCCUGCAGAGAUGAGGGUGUGGAAGAGAAAAUAAGUGAUGUCUCUCAGGUCCGGCCGCCGCCGCUUGGCCUUCAUCUGGCGGGCUAAGGAGUGCGCUCGGUGCGCACCUGUACAGCGGGAGCGACCCAUGGCCAGUGACAGCAAGGCCAAGGGGCCGAGAGCUGCGAGGGACCACACGUGCCUGACACUUCCGGAACGCUCGAUGACGUCAUGAGCCGCCCGGGGGCGGAGCAGGAUCGACCCGACCGCCUCUGAUGACGUCACUCUCAAGGCCCGCUACUUGAGCGCCCCCAGGCGGCAAUGGACGUUAUUGACGGGACUCCUGGCGCAGCUAAAAGAAACUUGUUCACACCUGGGGAGAAGCCUUAGUUUUCAGCUUCGGGACAGGGUGUAUGUAGCAUGUGCUUGGAAGGCUUGGGGCUUGUCCUGCACCUCUGUCCAUUUCCAGGUGGACCUGAAAUUCCUUCCUACUUUCCAUACCUUAAGACUCCGUAAUGGGUGUGAGAUGCUGUAGCCACCUCUCGAAAGGCAUAGAUAAUAUCUGUGAUUUAAAUAAAUUAAUAAAUGUUUAGGGUAAGUUUGGGGGUCCUCGCCCUAAAGAUACCUCCAACCCUUGACAAAUCCUUUA
Cavia porcellus (domestic guinea pig) is the source of this 1377-nucleotide messenger RNA. It is a transcript of the gene Znf593os, whose product is annotated as ZNF593 opposite strand. Bases 291 to 548 code for a protein of 85 amino acids. The record is from RefSeq and is a predicted model, not a curated record. NCBI's taxonomy places the organism in Eukaryota, Metazoa, Chordata, Mammalia, Rodentia, Caviidae. The transcript has 6 exons.